This is a messenger RNA of Apus apus (common swift), 3897 nucleotides long. RefSeq names its product ADAM metallopeptidase domain 11 (gene ADAM11). NCBI's taxonomy places the organism in Eukaryota, Metazoa, Chordata, Aves, Apodiformes, Apodidae. The transcript is spliced from 26 exons. The record is from RefSeq and is a predicted model, not a curated record. The coding region runs from base 1 to 2265 and encodes 754 amino acids. Gene Ontology annotation, molecular function: metalloendopeptidase activity. Gene Ontology annotation, biological process: proteolysis.
AUGAGCCCGCUGCGGGGCUGGCUGCUCGCCGCGCUCCUCUCGCUCGCCCCGCGGGCAGGUCUGGCCGUGCAGCCGGGCUGGCCACAGCGGAGGGUCCCCCGGGCCGGAUGGCAGGACAGGGGGGUGGUGUCCCAGGUCACCCACCCCAGCAGGCUGGUGGGGCAGAGCUCCGGAGGAGAGGUCCAGAGGCAUCAGCUGGACACCAGGGUCAGGAAUGAGCCUGGAGGAGGAAGAGGAAGAGGAGGCCCGGAGCUGCACCUGGCCCGGGUGAGCUUCGUGGUGCCCGCCUUCGGCUCCGCCUUCACCCUCGACCUCCGGCUGAACCACCACCUCCUCGCCUCCCACUACCAGGAGCGGCACCUCGGGGUGCGCAGCAACGGCACCCGCAGCACCCACAGCUCGGGUGCUGGGGAGCACUGCUACUACCAGGGCCGGCUCCGGGGGCGGCCCCGCUCCUUCGCCGCGCUCUCCAGCUGCCAGGGCCUGCGUGGAGUCUUCUCGGACGGCCGAGCCACCUACCUGAUAGAGCCCCAGGUGGGCACCGAGCAGGGGCAGGGCCUCCAACCACACGUCGUCCAGCGCAUCCCCAGCUGCGCCCAACCGGGCUGCCUCUCCCCUGUGCUCAGCCAGCAGCUCACGGGCGGGUCACCAAAGCUGCGGCGGCGGCGGCAGCUCCGCCGGUCCCAGCACACGGUUCACAGCGAGACCAAGUACAUCGAGCUGGCAGUGGUGAACGACCACCAGCUGUUCCUGCAGCUCCGCAAGUCCGUGGUUCUCACCACCAACUUCGCCAAGUCCGUGGUCAACCUGGCCGACAUGAUCUACAAGGAGCAGCUCAACACCCGCAUCGUGCUGGUGGCCAUGGAGACCUGGAGCUUGGAGGACCGGAUCCGCAUGGGGGAGGACUCCCUGGAGACCCUGACUGAGUUCAUGAAGUACCGGCGCGAGGGGCUGGCGGAGCAGAGUGACACCGUCCACCUCUUCUCGGGUCGGACCUUCCAGAGCAGCCGCAGUGGAACCGCCUUUGUGGGGGGCAUCUGCUCGCCCACCCGUGCUGGGGGCGUCAACGAGUACGGCAACGUGGCGGCCAUGGCGGUGACGCUGGCGCAGACGCUGGGGCAGAACCUGGGGAUGAUGUGGAACAAGCACCGCACGGCCGCAGGGGAUUGCCGGUGUCCGGACUCCUGGCUGGGCUGUAUCAUGGAGGACACAGGGUAUUACCUCCCACGGAAGUUCUCCCGCUGCAGCAUUGAUGAGUACAACCAGUUCCUGCAGGACGGUGGUGGCAGCUGCCUCUUCAACAAACCCCUGAAGCUCCUGGACCCUCCGGAGUGUGGCAACGGCUUCGUGGAGGCGGGCGAGGAGUGUGACUGCGGCUCGCUGGCGGAGUGUGCAAGGAGUGGGGGCAACUGCUGCAAGAAGUGCACGCUGACCCACGACGCCAUGUGCAGCGACGGGCUCUGCUGCAAGGGCUGCAAGUACGAGCCGCGCGGCGUGUCCUGCCGAGAGGCCGUGAACGAGUGUGACAUCCCCGAGAGCUGCACCGGGGACUCCAGCCAGUGUCCCCCCAACCUCCACAAGCUGGAUGGCUACUUCUGUGAGAACGAGCAGGGACGAUGCUACGGCGGGCGCUGCAAAACCCGGGACCGGCAGUGCCAGGCGCUGUGGGGCCGCGGCUCUGCCGAGCGCUUCUGCUACGAGAAGCUGAACGUGGAGGGGACCGAGAGGGGCAACUGCGGGCGCGAGGGCCUGGGCUGGCUGCAGUGCAACAAGCAGGACGUUCUCUGCGGUUUCCUCCUCUGCGCCAACAUCUCGGGCGCGCCGCGGCUGGGCGAGCUGAGCGGCGAGGUGGCCACCACCACCUUCUUCCACCAGAACCGAUACGUGGACUGCAGGGGAGGCCACGUGCAGCUGGUGGACGGGUCGGACCUGAGCUACGUGGAGGACGGGACGCCCUGCGGGCCCGGGAUGCUGUGCCUCGACCACAAAUGCCUUCCAGCCAGCGCCUUCAACUUCAGCUCCUGCCCCGGCAGCUGGGACGGGAAGAUCUGCUACGACCACGGGGUUUGCAGCAACGAGGGGAAGUGCAUCUGCCGGACGGAGUGGACGGGGAAGGACUGCAGCGUCUACGACCCCAUCCCCGAGCCGAGGCCGACGGGGGAGACGGAGCGAUACAAGGGAACAUCCGCCGAGGAAGGUCCGGGGGGGCCUGAGGGGGGGCAACCCUCCCCCCACCCCCCCCAGCGCCUCAUUAACAGCAAUUAACCGGGGUGCUGCUGCUGAGAGGUCGACUGAGGAGGAGAAUGGGGGGGGAGGGGCACGCAGGACCCCCUCAACCACCCCAUGAAUGUCUGUGCCCCCCUGGCCCCUGCCCCGGGGUGGGCAGCACCUGGAUGAAUGUAACUGUCAGGAGGGGACAAGGGAGGUGUCCCCACACCCUGCCCCUGCACCCCCCAUCAGCAUCUUCCAGCCUUGGGGCCCCAAUUGCCAGCCAGUAUAUCCCAGUACCGGGCCAGUACCAGGUCAGCCCCCCCCCCCCCUUCCCCCUCAGAGCAGGGCUGGGAGUUGUGUGUCGUCCCCCCAGAUGCCAGGUCUGGGAUGGCCUCUGGGGGCCAGCUCUGCACCCCCAGGCAUGACCCCCCCUCCUUGGGGUACAUCCCCCCAAACUGUUCCCCACCCCCAAAUGUCACAGCUGCACCCCUCUGCCAUGGGACCCCUAGGUUCUCCACCGUGGGGACUGCUCCCCCUCUCCCCCAGCUCAGGCAGGUGAUCCCCAAACUGGUGGCACUGGGGCUGGUGGGCAGCAGACAGAGUGAGCCCUGGGCUGGUGGCACAUGGGGCUGCUCAGUGGGUGGCAUGUGUCACCCCAGCCCCAUGGCAGGCUGAUGGCACCUGUGUCCCCCCACCCCAGGCUGGUGCACAGCCCCUGCUGGGUGUCCCCCAUCCCCACAGCAGGUGGGUGGCACAUGUCACCCAUCCCUCUGGCAUGUGUCACCCUGCACAGAGUGGCUCUGCAGGGCCACCCAACCCACAGGACCAUGAAGCACCAGGGGCCACACAGAUCCCUUCAACCACUGGUGACACUCAGCAUCAGGGGGAACAGCAGGGGAUGACACCCCACACCCCUGGCAGUGUGGGGGUGUCCCCUCUGUGUCCUCCCUUGCCCCCUGUCCCUGCCUGUCACCAGGUCUCUUUGCCAUGGUGGCAGGGAGUGAGCAGGGGUGUCCCCAAGCCCGGCCACAGCCAAGGUGCACGGUGACCCCCAGUGUUGUGUGACAGCCCAGCUGGGUGCCCUGGCUGUGGUGGCAUCAGGCAGGGGACAGGGCAGCCAUGAUGGCACGUUGGGAGAUGACAGUGGGACCAAGGCUGGCUGGAUGUCCCCAGGAUUGGCUUUGGUGGUGGCUUCUUGUGUGACAGGCUGGGGACCUGGGGACCUGGGGCCACCAUGGGCAUGGGGAGGCGUGUCUGGAUCAGCCCCCCCAUCUGUAUCACUGUCCCCACAGCUGUUACAGCCACAGUGCCAGGGUGGUCACUGCAGCGAGGGGACACCCCGGGUUCAGAACAAGAAGCCCCCGUUGUCACUGGGUUUAGGAACAUUAAUAUAAUAUAUCUAUAAAAAUACUGUUUUUUUUCUUAACGAUGUUAAUGCUGUCAGGUCAGGUGGUGCCGGGGGGGGCGGCCUGGGGGUGCACCCAGUGCUUCCAGGAGAGCAACCCCCUCCCCAGGCCCCCCCAGGCUGAGCCGAUGGGCCCGAUCCUGGCACCGGGGACACAAACACAAGCACAGCGGGCGGAGACACCCCCCCCCUCCCCCGCCGCCAACCCCCCACUCCUGGAAGGGGGGGGGGGGAGGUGCUGGGGAAGGGGCUUUUCGGCCCCCCCGCCCGCCUUGUCCCCC